UACAUGAUUUGAAAGUUUUACAAAAACAAUGGAAGAUUAUUAAGGUCUGAGACCGGGAAAAUGGUGCCUGUUAGAAUAAGUCCUUCUAAUCGAGAAGUAGUGCCCUAUAAGAAAGGGAAUCGAUUUCUGGCGAACGAUACUUUUAUUGUUGAGUCUUAAAAACAUCAAAAAGAAAAAAUAUUAUAAAGAUGAAAGAUAUGUUUACUAAUGGACACAACAUAAAGCAAUUGGUAUAUAGUCACUGAAAAUCUUUGUUAAUAAUUGAUUGUUCUACGAUAUUCUUUCAGAAUUAGUUGCUAAUGAGUCACAAGUUUCUAAUGCUGCACCAGCUAAUAUAAGACAAAAUAUCGAAGCUAAACCUAAAGUUGAAAUCAAACCUGAAACCAAACCUGAAAUCAAACCAGAAGUCAAACCUGAGAUCAAACCAGAAAUCAAACCUGAACCUAAAAACGAAACUAUAAUUGUUAAUGAAACUGUUUCUGCAGAAUCAGUAGAUGAACCAGUGGAUGAUCGCAACUCUAUUGAUUCUCCAAAUUGUCAGGAAAUCCUUGUUAACGAUACUGGGCCAGAAAAAGUUAAGUUAUCAUUUGAAGAAGCUUUAAAGUUAAAACCAACAACACCAGAAGAUAUGUGGAAAAUAGUGAAGGAGAUGAGUGAUGAUCAUGCUAUUGAUGUUAAACCUCUGACAUGUCGGAAAGGAUGGAAAACUAUUCGCUUAUUUGUUUCUUCAACAUUCAAAGAUUUUCAUCAAGAAAGAGAAGUCUUAGUAAAAGAGGUGUUUCCUGACCUUAGGCUUUGGUGCGAAUCAAGAAAGUUACGUCUUGUGGAAUGCGACUUAAGAUGGGGUGUUCCAAAAGAUUCUACGUCAGAAGACACAAUUAAUAUUUGUUUAAGUGAGCUAGAUCGCUGCUAUGAAGAUAACACAGCACCAUUUUUUCUUAAUUUAGCUGGUGAUCGAGCUGGUUGGAUACCAACAUUUGAUGAGUUUUCAUACAAUUUGGCAUUGCAAUAUGGAUGGGUUUAUGGAUUGACUGUCACUGAAAUGGAGAUAGUACAUGGUGCAUUCAGGAAACUUAACCCAAAUGCUUUAUUUAUGUUACGAACUGUGGAUCAUAAAGAAUAUAUACCAGAAGAUGUACAGAAAGAUUUUUUCAAUGAUGAACCUUUUUUGAAAGAAAAAUUAAAAACACUGAAAAGUGUUAUAACAGACACAUUCCCAGAAACAAAUGUGAAACACUAUACUGUAUCUUGUCAAAAACACGAUGAAAAUGGUGCGUGGUCUUUUACUGGAUUAUCAGGACCUGACUCUGCUUUUUCAAACACAAUUUAUGAUUUCUUUCAACAUCAAAUUGAAUUUCUUUACCCACUUGAUCCCAGUCCUCAAGAUCCUUUACAAAUUCAACGAGAAGCUCAUGAGACUUUUCUUGAUAGUCGAUCUUCAUGUGUUUUGGGUAGAGACAAGCUUCUAACACAAAUUGAAUAUUAUGUUAUUAAUGGAAAUUUAAAUAAAUCUUGUUCCCCUCUGCUUGUUGUUGGAAUAGCUGGUGCUGGAAAAAGUGCUUUGAUGGCUAAAAGUGCUCAGCGUGCCAUACAACUUUCUAAUAAAGGGCAAAUUCUAAACAUGAAAAGUUCAAAGAAGUGUAAUGUGUUUUUUCACUUUGUUGGUGCAACGCCACGAUCAACAGAUCUGGCUUCAUUUCUUCAAAGAUUAACUAAAGAGCUGCGACCAGAGAUGCAUGAGGUGUUGUGUGAUUUGGAUGCAUUAAUUACUCUGUCUUACAACUUGUUAGAAAAUCCCUUAACUGAUCCUGUUAUCAUAUUUAUUGAUGCUGUUAAUCAGAUGGAUGAAGAUAAACAACAAUACCUUAAUAGGUGGCUUCCUGAAAACCUUUCAGAGAAUGUAAGAGUUGUCAUAUCUACAAUUGAAGGUACAUCCAGCCAUCAAACUCUAAGAGUCUUUAAAAGCUCUCCAACUGAAAUUAUAUGUGGACCAUUAGACAGGGAAAGUCGUCAGUUGAUUGUAGAAAAUAUUCUUCGUACCUACAAUAAAAGGUUGGAUGAAGAGCAAUUAGGUAUGCUUCUUGAUAAAGUUGGAUCAGCAAAUCCUUUAUGGUUAACAUUAGCAUGUGAAGAAUUAAGAGUUUAUGGAAAGUUUGAAACUCUUAUUAAUAAAAUUCAAGAGCUUCCAGAUGACCUUAUAAGUCUAGAAGAAUCUGUAUUUGAAAGAUUUGAAAGUGAAAAUGGUGGUGCAUUAAUGAAAGCUUGUGUAUGUUUACUAGAAGUAUCACGUCACGGCUUGCUUGAAACUGAACUUUUAGCCUUGCUAGGGGAAGAAAAAAACAUUAAAGUUCCAGAUUACAAUCCAGAAAGUGAAAAAAUUAAUGAACUUAUGAGUAAUUCAAAAAAUCAAGAAGAGGCCACAGAUGCAGCACAAUUAAAUAUUAAUGCUACUAUAAAAACAAUUUCAAAACGUGUCCAAGAUACCUAUGUAAAUGAAGAUUCCCGUGAAAAUGAAGAAUCUACUGAUACAAAAGCAAAACAAAAAGAGAGAGCUAAAGGUAAACAAGUCAACUUUCUACCUGCACGCGAUUGGGCAGUUAUUUAUCGAAAUCUUAAACCACUGCUUCGUCCCUGUGGAGAUUUAGGUGAAGGGCGAUUAGACUUCUAUCAUCGUUCCUUGAGUAAAGCUGCUCGGAGAAGGUAUUUUAGUGGUGAUGAUGAAAAUAAGAAACAUAAGUAUAAUUUUUGGCAUGGUGUUCUUGCAGAUUAUUUUGAAGGAGUUUUAGAUGUUGACAGAAAAGCUGAGGAAUUACCCUACCAUUUGGAGCAACUACUUGACAAUAAUCGCCUUAUAAGAUGUCUUAUGGAUUGGGAUGUAUUUGAGCGUUUAUACUCUGAAGAGUUCAGUAUUGAUCUUUUGCAUUCUUGGUUACAGUGUGGGGGCUUUCGAAUUGCAUCUGCUGUAUACCGUGAGCAACUUGGUAUUUUAAGACAAUCAGAUAUCCCAUUGGUUGUUUAUGUAGAAAUUGUUGAAAAAGUUUAUGGUUUUUUGAUACAAGCUGGUCAAUAUUCAGAAGCACUUGAGUUGAUGGAAGAACGUUUGAAUGAUGAGCUAACUCAACUUGGAGAGCGACCUGAUGAAAUGGCAGAUAUCUAUCAAAAUAUGGCGCGAUGUAAAAGUGAGAUUGAUAAAGCUCAACAGUAUAUGCGACCAGAUCAAUUAGAUGAUAAUAAACUUAUUGUUGAGUAUGGUCGUAAAUGUCUUGCUUACCGCCAACAGUUUAAUAGUCCAGACAAUAAAUAUCGUUGUGCACUGGCAAACAUAUUGAUUUCCCAUCACCUAAGUAAUGUAGCAGAUAUCACUCAUGAAACUAAGCCAAGAGAAGAAGCAUUUGUAGCAAUAGAUGCUGCUAUUGAAGUAUUCACUGAGUUAAAUGAUAUUGGGCACAUUGCUGAGUGUUUGAUGACAAAAGCAAUUAUUGAUUUCAAUCAACCAUUCCAUAUAAGAGAAAAGUUACUAUUGCAAUCUUUGGAAUACUGUAUUAAAGGAUAUGGUGAAAAACAUUUGCUUACAACACGAAUCUAUUUAAAUACUGGAAUUGCUUAUGAGAUGGCCGGGAAUCGUACAAAAGCCUUUGAAUUGUUUAUUAAACUAAAAGAUACUUGUCUGGCAGUAUUUGGUCCUAGUCAUCCGAAAACCGUUCGUGCAAUCAACACGUUAAAUGAGCCGACCUACAAGUUAAUGGCAGAGAAUCUUGCAAGAACUGUACCGGAGACUGCCUAAUUUAUCAGAGCAAAAAUUAAAAUAAAUUAUUCAAAAGUUAUCAAUGUUAGAAUUUUAGAAGUUUAUGAUGACAUCAUAGUCACCUUGAAUUAAGUUUUAGGAUUAUAUAAUAAAGUGUUAUGUUAAUAAUCCAGAUCUGUUAUAUAUAAAUAUCUGUUUUUAAAUUAUUAGUGAAUAGUUUUUUUUUUAAAUGCAUUAUGAUUUUUCAUUGCAACUAAUUUGUUGCAAUAUGGUUUGCAAUAUUUGAUGCAAUAUGGUUUCAUUACUUAAUCCCUUCAAAUUUUAAAAGCUGCAUAAUGUUUUUUGCUACAUGAAUUUUUGCGAAUGUUCACAAAGCCAAUUUUUUGUUUUUGUUUUUAAAGCAAAUGUUGUUUUUAUGCUGUUUUUAAACCAAGUAUUGUUUUAAUGUUUUUAAACAAUUUUUAAGCAUGUAAUAUACUAGUAUCUUUAUUUUAAUUAUUUAAAAUGGUUCUGAUUAUUUAGAUUUAUCAUGUAAUUUUUUAUAAACAAUUUUGAUCGAGCAAAGUUUGGUUUUGUUCUGACGGAAUUAUCAAGUAAAACUAAAAGUUUCGAUA
Molecule: messenger RNA, 4359 nt
Organism: Hydra vulgaris (swiftwater hydra)
Lineage: Eukaryota; Metazoa; Cnidaria; Hydrozoa; Anthoathecata; Hydridae
Source: RefSeq, a predicted model, not a curated record